This is a messenger RNA of Parnassius mnemosyne (clouded apollo), 414 nucleotides long. The record is from the annotation of a GenBank genome assembly. NCBI's taxonomy places the organism in Eukaryota, Metazoa, Arthropoda, Insecta, Lepidoptera, Papilionidae.
AUGGAUUGCCGAGUUGUGUUCUUAUACAUCGUUGUCUGUCUGAGUAUUUUGGCUGCUAAUACUGAAGGACGCACGACAAAGAUUGUAAUACAUGUUCCUUACAAAGUGAAGAAAAUAAAGCAUACGCACACUAUAUAUAGGAUAGUACAUCAUCACCAUACUCACCAUGAUCAUUUAGAUCAUGGACCGUCGCCGGUCGAGGAACACGAGCACUUCCAUCAUUUCCACACCCACGAGGAACCAACCAUAGGCCAACACAGCCAACCGGUCGGCGGAACCAGCAUCCCAGAGCUCCUACCCGACGCACCUUUAGACGUGGAUGAUUUUCCUGAUUUGCCUAAACAUUUAUCCAGUAUGCCAUCACGACAUUUCAUACGUCCUUACAGGCGGCAAUUUGUAAGUAUAUUGAACUGA